This is a messenger RNA of Osmerus eperlanus (European smelt), 2959 nucleotides long. RefSeq names its product neurocan core protein-like. Lineage: Eukaryota; Metazoa; Chordata; Actinopteri; Osmeriformes; Osmeridae. The transcript has 8 exons. The record is from RefSeq and is a predicted model, not a curated record. Gene Ontology annotation, molecular function: hyaluronic acid binding. The annotation marks the transcript as partial. Gene Ontology annotation, biological process: central nervous system development; positive regulation of neuroblast proliferation; glial cell differentiation. Gene Ontology annotation, cellular component: synapse; perineuronal net.
AUGGCAGUGCAGAUCAGCGAGCUGGCUGUGGGCCAGGAAGACGGGGCUGGUGGUCUGGUCUGGGCGGAGCCAGUGGUCAACAUGAGGAAGGUCACCCACAAGGCCAUUCGGGAGGAGCUGUCCAACAGUGUCCUCCUCCCCUGCGUCUUCAACCUGAGGACCAACCCGUCCCACGAGCCGCCCCGCAUCAAGUGGACCAAGGUGUGGGGCCAGCGCGGCUCCGACGGCCUGCAGAAGGAACAGUCCGUCCUGGUCGCCAAGGACAACGUGGUGAAGGUGAAGAAGGCCUUCCAGGGCCGAGUCACCCUGCCGGGUUACCAGGACAACCGGUUCAACGCCAGCCUGGCUCUGAGCAGCCUGCGAUCCAGUGACUCGGGCCUGUACCGCUGUGAGGUGGUGGUGGGCAUCAACGACGAACAGGACACCGUGCCCCUGGACGUCACAGGUGUUGUGUUCCACUACCGGGCCCCCCACGACCGCUACGCCCUGUCCUUCCCUGACGCCAGGCGCGUGUGCCUGGAGAACUCGGCCGUGAUCGCCACCCCGGGUCAGCUGCAGGCCACCUUCGCCGACGGCUACGACAACUGCGACGCGGGCUGGCUCUCCGACCAAACCGUGAGGUACCCCAUCCAGUCGCCCAGGCCCGGCUGCUAUGGCGACCGCGAGGACUCACCGGGGGUGCGCAACUACGGAAACAGGUCCCCCGAUGAGCUAUUCGACGUGUACUGCUUCGCCAAGCAACUGCAAGGCGAGGUGUUCCACUCCUCUGUGCCGGAGCGACUCAGCCUGGCCACGGCCUCCACCCACUGUCACACCCUGGGGGCCCAGCUGGCCACGGUGGGGCAGCUGUACCUGGCCUGGCAGGCCGGCCUGGACCAGUGUGACCCCGGCUGGCUGGCCGACGGCAGCGUGCGCUACCCCAUCAACGUCCCCCGGAGGAACUGCGGAGGGGACGACCCCGGGGUGCGCACCGUCUACCACAACCCCAACCGCACCGGCUUCCCCGACACCACCGCCCUCUUCGACGCCUUCUGCUACAGAGAACUCCAGACAGGGAUCCAGGGUUUUGAGGCUUUAGGGUUGGGUCAGCUCCAGACCCAGCCCUCUGAGGCCGACUCCGCCGACCCCAAACCCCAGCACGGUGACCCCAAACCCCAGCCCUCCUCGUGGACCGGCGUGGUAGACCUGGAGAAGGAAGGCCUCCGCUCGCUGGCCAGGGAGGACGAGUCGUCCGAGAUCUCCGAGGAGCAUGUGGUCAUCCACCUGAGACCUGGAGAGACCUCUCCAGGCUGGGACCAGAACCUGGAUAGCCAAGGUGGCUCCGCCCACGAGGAUGCGGCGAGUGUAGGCGGCGGCCAUUUUGGCUCUUCCGUCUCCCUUCCAUCGCCCACGGCCUCUCCCACAUCCCAUUCUCACCCCACCAACAGCGUGCUGUCCAACUUCGUCAACUCCAUGAUGAGACCCUUCAGGUAUUGGACCGGUGGGCUGGACACAGAAGAAGAGGCCCUCUACAUGGCCACAGCCACCUCACUGCCUGAAGAAAAAUCAGGGGACGACCAGAUGCUAGCCGGGACUGCUAAAGAGGUCCCCAUUGGAGGGAAGGGUGGAGCCAGCAAUCAGGACAACGCCGUCAUGGGGCACCGGGCCGGGACCCAGUCCGUCCAGACCCCCAGCGCAGGACUGGGGACCCCAGAGGAGGGUCUUUCUGAGCUGGAGAGAGAGGUGGUCCCGCUGGAUCCUCUGGUCCCGGCGGUGUCAAACCGGGACCGCAGCGACCCGCACGCCCAGCCUGGGGAGAGGCCUAGCGUGGCCCGGACAGAAGCGGCAUCUUCUGCCCCUGGAGGGGCUCCACCAUCAGGGGCGGUUGGGAAGACAAACCCCCCAAGUGAGGCUGAUGCCACCCGGCCCCAGGGCCCCAGGGGGCCGGCCUCCGCCCCGGUCCCCAGCAGCCAGCUCCGGUGGGCCCUGAAGACUAUGCGUCGCUCUAAACUGGGUCCCCCUGGAAACGUGGCUUAUGUGGGGAAGGGUUCCACAUGGGAGCCUCUGGAAGCCAAGGCAGGGCCCCUGGAGGUCAUGACUCUGCCCACCACCAGCAGAGACAAUGGGGAGAACUUCUCUGGAGAGGGGAGGGACCAGGAUCAGGAUCAGGACGGGGUCAAAACUCCGGUUACCAGGACGACAACGGAACACGACAGGCAGACAGAGGCGGAGGGGAGCGGUGGGGAAGUCGAACCCAGAGCUCCGAUCCUGAGGCCCACCCAAGACCACACCGGGGCUGUGACGGUGGCCGAGCACACCACCGUGUCCCAGUGGCAGCUGGUGGACCAGCCCACCACCCUGCCGGCCGGGGUCCCCAGUCCUGCGAGGGAGGGCCCUGCGAGGCCCGAGGGAACCGGUACCGCGAAGGAGGCCCGUGGGGAAAUCCUGUUCGUCCGCCGGCCCACUGAGAACCUCCCCUCGACCUCCAGCAGGAGAGACAGCUCUGUUGGGGGGUCCCCGGGGUCAGGCUCCUCCCCCACCAUCAGAAAGCAGAGCUGGCAGAACCCCCAGCCCAGGGGGACAGAGACACACCCAAGCCCAGAGGAGGCCACCUCUUCUGGGUUCACCUCCAGGCCUGCAGCCCCCAUGGAGCCUCUGACCACAGUCCAGAGCUCCACGGCCCAGUCCCUAACCACCAGAGAACCCGCCGCCGCUAACGCCACCGACGGCUCCUCUGCGGACAGCGAAAGGGAUUCCACCAAGGAGGCUCCUGUCUCUGUAGCCUGGGUGCCGGAGGAACAGGAGAAGAACCGCACGGUCUCGGCAACUCCUCAGCCCGACGACAGGGUUGAGUCCAGGUCGGCCGUGUCCGAGUCCUUCGUGGUGGGGGCCGGCCGGCCCCCGGUGACCACAGACAAGGCCGACCAGAACCCCUUCGUGGUCAUCAUGCCCAACUGGGUCUUCGGCCUGAACCCUGGAG